Physella acuta is the source of this 4814-nucleotide messenger RNA. Its product is annotated as EF-hand calcium-binding domain-containing protein 14. The record is from RefSeq and is a predicted model, not a curated record. Lineage: Eukaryota; Metazoa; Mollusca; Gastropoda; Physidae.
CUUAUAGUGUUUUAAAGAAAUAUUUUCAGUAGGAAGCGUUGGUACUGUCGAAUUCACAAAUUAUGAAUUACUGAAAAGUAGAAAAAACAACAACUAAAUUGCGGAGUAUGUUAUGCCGCGGGCCGGCUCGUAUUAAAUAUUAGGCCUAGGCCUAAUCAAUAAUAUUAUUGAAGUUGCUAUUCCAGAGAACUUUAAGAUAUUUUUUAAGUUGAAGGCUACACUUCUGUCUUCUAUUUAGUUAUUAGUACUAGUAUUUAGGCCUACCAUUUAUUUUCAUCAAGCCUAUGUUUCACUUUCUUAAGACAAACAAUGAUAUUCUGUACAGGAACUCUGUGAUCGAUUUUCUGACAGUUACAUCUGGGUGGGAACGUUGUUAUGUCUGGGUGAUUUCUAAACAUCUUGCAGAAAAAUUGACUGUAAAGAACUAUGACUUUUAAAACAUCAGAAAAUAGAACAUCAUCUAUAGUUAAUAUGAAAAGUGAAAUAGAAUAUAAGCUUCCUAAAAGAAUGAAAAAAAGAAGAGAGUUAGAUGCACUGGUAGACACAGGCAAGUUACCCCGUAGCAGGAAAAAUAGUUCCAGUGCUCAAGAAUUACUUGAUUACCAUUCUGAUUCUUCAGACAUAGAUGAAUAUACAACAAAUGGGGCCAAGAGGAAAAAUCGGUGUUGCGUCUGUCAGAGCUUGGUAGCUAGAAUCAGUCUUUUUCUAAUCUGUCUGGCCUGUCUGAGCACAUGUGUUGGAUUGGUUUGGGUCCAGUGGCAUAUACGGCAUGAGCUGAACAUUCUAAGGAGUCAAGUACAAACAGUGCAAGUGUCCAACACAGCAACACCAGACACCAUCUCAAAGCUGGAAACCAGGGUGGAGAAGUUGGACAAAACACUGGCAGACAUCAGAGCAGGAAGCUUGGAGGAAUUACUCAAGAAUACAACUGAUCUUAAAGCUAAGAUCGAUGCACUGGAAAAGGCCAAUAAAGAAAUCUUAGCAUCUGUGUCAUCAUCAAAACAGUACAUGGACCUGCCUAUCAAGUUCAAAGAUUUGACUGAUACUGUUGCUAAGAUUGGGAGUGAUACAAGUCACCAGAGUUUAUCUGUGGAGGCUUUAGACAAGAGAGUAGCCCAGCUAGAGGCUAAAUCCAGUAAUCCAACUAAUCCAGUGAACUCAGUGGCUGAUGAGGCAGCCAGUUUGAGGCAAGAAUUGAAAGAAAUUUUAGAUGCCCAGGUUGCCAACAUCACCCAAGAUCUGGCGCAACAUUUGACGAGGAUAUUAUCACUGGAGGCAGUCACCAGGAGCCUUAUGGGACAAAAUGAUUCUGCUGUAAAUGUCAAUGAAAUGUACCUGCUUAGAGGAGAGUUUUUAGCUUUUAAAAAGGAUGAGCAUGACAACUUUAAGAAGAGCAAUGCAUCACUAUACAUUUUAAAUGAAGAUCUUGACAAGCUGGUGGCCCGAGCUGAGAGAAUAGAAAAUGUUAUUUACAAUCUGACAGCUGCAGUAGAAAAGUUUAAAAAUCCUGGAUCGGCACCAUCUAUUAGCACACUCAGCCCUAUCCUGGUGUCUCCAUCAAAUACAGCCACAACAGAUGGACCAAUAGCUAAUGGAACUGAGGACAAAGUUGGGAGUCCAGCACAAGAUGAUGGUCACACUAUGAGAUAAUGAUUAACAAGAGAAUGUAUGAGCUGUUUGUCUGGAUCUCUUGGCUGGUUAGUCUAGGUGCUACUUCAGCUGCUGACCUAGAUGGAAGUUUUUGAUUGAAGAGUUUUUCUUGAUGCAAUCAUCUAUGAUGUGAAAUAUGGAAAUGAUUGGUAAAUGAUUGAUUGGUAAAUGAUUGUAGUAUAUUGAACCAAUGAACUUUCUUACUGUGUAUAGCUAAUGUGUAGGGGUGAAUGUGGACAUCAAAUGGUCAUCCAUUUUUCUUGCUCUCCUGUGUUGAUGUACAGAAAAAAUGUUCAUUUUGAUCCAGUUCUUGGUGCUGUCUGCCUAACUAUCUCUUGAUGUUGCUGCCUACCAAUGACAGAAAAUAUUUUGCUACCUACCAAUGACAGAAAAUAUUUUGCUACCUACCAAUGACAGAAAAUAUUUUCUCCAUUAUUAGAGCUUUUCUUCCAGUGACCAAAAAAUGGAAUCUGUUGGCUUGUACAUUGAUGAAGAGAUUUUGAAUGAUUUAAAUACUAAAACAGCCGGCUACAGAAAUAAUGGUGGUGUAGAAGUCAACCCCCCCCCCCCCCCUCCCACCCAUAAAUGUCAUCUUUAAAAAUGUUUCAUCCCCCUAAAUCAAAUUUUUUUGUUGAUUGUAAAUAUGUGUACACAACACAUGUAAAGCCUACUUAAAUAUUCUAUGCUGACAUCUAACUGUCUGAAGUAUGGCUGUAUGCUGACAUCUAGCAGUCUGAAGUAUGGCUGUAUGCUGACAUCUAGCUGUCUGAAGUAUGGCUGUAUGCUGACAUCUAGCUGUCUGAAGUAUGGCUGUAUGCUGACAUCUAGCUGUCUGAAGUAUGGCUGUAUGCUGACAUCUAGCUGUCUGAAGUAUGGCUGUAUGCUGACAUCUAGCUGUCUGAAGUAUGGCUGUAUGCUCACAUCUAGCUGUCUGAAGUAUGUCUGUAUGCUGACAUCUAGCUGUCUGAAGUAUGGCUGUAUGCUGACAUCUAGCUGUCUGAAGUAUGGCUGUAUGCUCACAUCUAGCUGUCUGAAGUAUGGCUGUAUGCUCACAUCUAGCUGUCUGAAGUAUGGCUGUAUGCUCACAUCUAGCUGUCUGAAGUAUGGCUGUAUGCUCACAUCUAGCUGUCUGAAGUAUGGCUGUAUGCUGACAUCCAGCUGUCUGAAGUAUGGCUGUAUGCUGACAUCUAGCUGUCUGAAGUAUGGCUUUAUGCUGACAUCUAGCUGUCUGAAGUAUGGCUGUAUGCUGACAUCUAGCUGUCUGAAGUAUGGCUGUAUGCUGACAUCUAGCUGCCUGAAGUAUGGCUGUAUGCUGACAUCUAGCUGUCUGAAGUAUGGCUGUAUGCUGACAUCUAGCUGUCUGAAGUAUGGCUGUAUGCUGACAUCUAGCUGUCUGAAGUAUGGCUGUAUGCUGACAUCUGUAUGUCAGGAGUGUUGGAAUUACAUACUGUUCUUUAUAUAAAUGUUUGAUCUUUGAACCUAAGACAAUAUGUACGACCUAGUUAGCCUUCACUGUAUAUCAUGGUUUACCACCCCAAGUACAGCAGUGCUGUUUCAAUAGUUCAUUUUUAUGUGCUUAUUUUUUAUUUAUUACUAGAUUAUUAAGAGAACAAGUUAUUAAAAAAAAGUUUUUAAAAUAAAUGCACUAAAGAAAUAAUAUAAACUUUCUCUUUUUUAUUAAAGCAUUGGGUGCUAAAUUAAGAUUUGUUAAUUUGAGAAGGUUUGUUUUAUUUACUCAUUUUCAGUACAAUCAAAACGCUUAUUAUUUUAAAGGUCUUUUAUACUUGUUUUAUUGAAUCCAUAAGAUUAAAAACUAGCAUAUAUUUAUGUUUAAUUGAAUCCAUAAGAUUAAAAAUAUGGCAGUUGACAAGUUUGAGAAAAUAUGGCAGUUGACAAGUUUGAGAAAAUAUGACAAGUGACAAGUUUGAGAAAAUAUGGCAGUUGACAAGUUUGAGAAAAUAUGGCAAGUGACAAGUUUGAGAAAAUAUGGCAAGUGACAAGUUUGAGAAAAUAUGGCAGUUGACAAGUUUGAGAAAAUAUGGCAGUUGACAAGUUUGAGAAAUGGGAGUUGACAACUGUCCUUGUUCUAUUGUGUCCAUGAAUGGGCCAAUCAGGUUAUUCUCUGUUGAAAUACCAGGUCUACUGAACUAAUAACCCAUUAUAAAAUACCAGGUCUACUGAACUAAUAACCCAUUAUAAAAUACCAGGCCUACUGAACUAAUAACCCAUUAUAAAAUACCAGGUCUACUGAACUAAUAACCCAUUAUAAAAUACCAGGCCUACUGAACUAAUAACCCAUUAUAAAAUACCAGGUCUACUGAACUAAUAACCCAUUAUAAAAUACCAGGUCUACUGAACUAAUAACCCAUUAUAAAAUAUAUUUGACUAUUCUGUGUAAGUGAAGGCUAUUUUGUGCCCAUACUGGAUAAAUAAGGCAUUUACCAAGGUCACUACACAUAGGAUAUAGAUUGAACUGGGUGUAUUACACCCAUGAUAUACAGUGAAGGUCUGUCUGUGUUGACCCAAUGAAAGUAGGAGCUCAGAAUUCAAUCUGUUGUUUUAUAUUCUUUCAAAUUGUAAUAGAAAUGUGUUGUUUCAAGAUGGAUUCAACUGUUAAGCCUUGUAGGAUGUUUACUAUACCUUCUGUGUGAUAUUUAGAUCUAUAAAUGUAGGCUUAUAUAUGUGGGUAUACAAUUAUUGGCCUAUAUUUAUACAUUCAUAUUUAUAUAACACAUACACAUUAUUAUACAUGUACGUGUGCAUACAUAUAUAUAUGCAUGUGUUACCUUUUAUCUAUUUAUUUAAUAAAAUAGCAUUUGCAUCACUAAGACAAUGAAGUAAAACUGCUUAAAAGAUUGUCUAGUUUUCUAUGUACAGUGUCAAUAAGAAUUGUCUAGUUUUCUGUGUACAGUGUCAAUAAGAAUUGUCUAUUUUUCUAUGUACAGUGUCAAUAAGAAUUGUCUAUUUUUCUAUGUACAGUGUCAAUAAGAAUUUGUCUAUUGUCUGUUUAUUGUGUGAUUUCUUCUGGUUAUUAAUGUAUCACUUCAUUACUAACGUUGGUUUUGUAACUCUUGCUGGAUCUGCUUUUUCUGAUAUACACAAUCAAAGUUUCUACACAAGUAUCAUAAAUAGGCCACUAGUACACACCUUAUAGGAUACAAUGU